AUGGCAACAAUCGCAAGCCAGACAUUCCUCCGCCAGCUCAAGUCCAUCUUCCCCUCACCCACCCUAACGACUCCCGAUGCUGUCAUAGCUCAGCCGUGGUACCUCGUCGCGGCGGUGGCCUUCAGCGCUAGCCGCAAGCCCGAGGCAGUUCCCGUUGUAUAUGAGUUUGCACUGAACGAGCUGAGGCUCGUGCAAACCGCGGAGCCACCGGAACGUGCGCAUGAGCAGCAGAUGAGGUUGACGAGUAAAGUCCGGGAGGCGAUCCUGCAGUCUGGGUUGCUUAGCGGGUUCCCGAGGGUCAUCGAGAGCUUGAUCGCGCUGCAAAAAGUCACUCCUGAGAAUUUACGCAGCACACAGGUACUACGCAAUUCGACACAAACCGUCGAGCAAUAUGCGAAGGACGGAGAGAAACUAUUCCGAUCCAUGUACCGCGAGACUGCAGACCCCGUCCAAAGCCUCCUUGACUCCGCAUACCUUGAUUUAGGAUGGUGGUGCAAUACGGUCGGCUACGGCAUCACUUAUGGCGGCACGGAUGUUCUCACACAAGUCGAGACAACCUACGCGAUAGUCGCUGCGCUCAUAGCGGUUGACGCGCCGCGGCAAGUGGGCUGGCACCUUGCGAACGCGCAGCAUGGCGGGGCAACGAGAGAGGAGGCAAAGGCCGUGAGAGAGAUCGCAAUGAAGGUCGCGGAGCAGGCUGGCGUGAAGUGGCAGGAUGGCGUGCCGGAUGUCGAGUAA
Laetiporus sulphureus 93-53 is the source of this 738-nucleotide messenger RNA. RefSeq lists its product as uncharacterized. NCBI's taxonomy places the organism in Eukaryota, Fungi, Basidiomycota, Agaricomycetes, Polyporales, Laetiporaceae. The transcript has 4 exons. Bases 1 to 738 code for a protein of 245 amino acids. The record is from RefSeq and is a predicted model, not a curated record.